AUGGUUCAGGAAAGUACAAUGAUUUGUGUUGAUAAUUCAGAAUGGAUGCGAAAUGGUGAUUUUGCACCAACUCGUUUGCAAUGUCAGCAAGAUGCCGCGAAUUUGGUGUUACAAUGUAAGCUUCGUGCAAAUCCGGAAAACGCCGUUGGAUUGAUUGCUAUGGCCGAUACCGUGGAAGUGCUGACAACCUUGACACAAGAAAAUGGGAAGCUGUUUAUGAAACUUCAUCAAGUGGAACCAAAAGGUGCAUCAAAUUUUAUCAAUGCAAUCAAAGUGGCACAUUUAGCACUAAAGCAUCGUCAAAAUAGAAACCACAGAAUGCGAAUUGUCGUCUUUGUUGGUAGUCCAAUUGAUCAUCUGAAUUCUUCUGAGCUUACAAAGCUUGCAAAGAAAUUAAAGAAAGAGAAAGUCCAAGUAGAUGUUAUAUGCUUUGGUGAAGCAGAUUCAACCGAUAGUGAAAUUAUGGGACAAUUUAUCGAAACGCUAAAUGGAAAAGAGGGAAGUGGUUCGAACUUGGUAGUUGUGCCGGCUAGUUCAUCGCUUACGGAAGCAUUGGUAUCUUCUCCAAUAUGUCGCGGGGAAGAUGGUACCGCUGCACCAGUAGUAGCUGCGGGUGGAGGUGGAUUCGAAUUUGGAAUUGAUCCUGAAGAUGAUCCCGACUUAGCAUUGGCGCUUCGUGUCUCAUUGGAAGAACAACGACAACGGCAAAGAGGUGGUGGAACGGAUGAUGUUGAACCGCAGCCAACAAAUGCUGCUGGAAAUGAUAUUAUGACGAUGGAUCCUGGAGCAAUGACCGAAGAGCAGCAGUUGGAAUGGGCGUUACGUAUGUCAAUGCAAGAAGGUGCAGGUGCUACUAGUUCCGCUACACUACAGACUUCUUCACCAAAUACGGCCAUAUCGGAUCAAUUAGCAACAACUGAAAUGUCUUCCAUGGAAAUUGCUACGACUCCGAAAGGAGAUCAAACUGCCGAAGCCAUGGAAGUCGAUGAUUCAGCUGCUACACGGGAAGCUAUGAUUACUGAGGAUGAUCAACUUGGUCAGCUAAUAAGUGAUCCUGAAUUACUUCGUCAGCUUCUGGCAGAUCUACCUGGCGUUGAUCCGAAUUCGCAGGAAGUUCGUGAUGCGGUCAGCAGUGCUGCUGCAGCCAGAGAAAAGAAGGAAGAUAAGGAUGACAGUCAGACGAAGAAAUAA
Messenger RNA from Cercopithifilaria johnstoni, 1191 nucleotides. NCBI's taxonomy places the organism in Eukaryota, Metazoa, Nematoda, Chromadorea, Rhabditida, Onchocercidae. The record is from the annotation of a GenBank genome assembly.